AUGCCUUUCUUUUCAAGCAUUAUUGGCAAGACCGAUGCCAAGAAGGAUCUCGACAAAAUGGAGAAGGGUACUACCAGCAGCGGUAGUGCUGCUAAACAGGAAGCUCCUGAUUUUGAGACCAAAUGGAAAUAUUUACAACAAGGCUUUAACAAACUGAUUGACUUUUUGAACACCAACAUGUCCAAGCCUUUCAAUAACGAAGAAUAUGCCGAGUUAUAUACUACGGUAUUCAAUUUGUGUACACAAAAAGUAGAUACCAACAAGAAGGGAGGUGCUACCGAAUUAUUGUACGAUCGUUAUAGAACAUGUAUCAGUGAUUAUUUGAAGCAAUUGGUGGUUGUUGCUCUCAAAGAAAAAACAAGAUACUAUACUAAACAUAACAAUAGAGACGAUCUGAGAAGCGUUGGAUUGAAAUGUUAUCAAGAAUUGGUUUAUGGAAGUAUCAAGAAGGAUAUGGCUCAUGCUUUACUCGAUAAAAUUCACAAGGAAAGAGAAGGAGAUUUAAUUGAUCGAUCCAUGAUGAAGGACGGUAUUACUUUGUUCAUUGAAAUGGGAUUGGGAAGUUUGAAUGCCUAUGAAGAAGAUUUUGAACGUAAUUUGUUGUCUGAAACACAAACCUAUUACAAUAUUCAAAGCUCAAAAUGGAUUGCUGAAGAUUCUUGUCCUGAUUAUAUGAAAAAGACUGAAGACAAAUUAGAACAAGAAGAAAGGAGAGCUGUUUCAUAUCUUCAUCAAAACACAAAGGCUAAAUUGAUUACUAAAGUUCAAGAUGAACUUAUUAGAAAGCAUCAAAUGACACUUUUGAACAUGGAUGGUUCUGGUCUAGUUGCUUUGUUAAAGGCUGGAGACAAACAAGAAGAUUUGUCAAGAAUGUAUAACUUGUUUGAUAGAAUUGAUUCAUUACAACCAAUGGCAGAGAAAGUAAGAGAUUUCAUCACUGAAGAAGGUGUUAAAAUUCACUCCAAUCAAUGUCAACAAGAAAAUAUUGAUGCCAAGGCCUAUGUGGAUGAAUUAUUGAAGUUACACACAACCUAUUCUAAAUUGGUUACCAAUGAGUUCAAACAAAAUCCACUAUUUUUGGAGGCUUUGAAAGAUGCCUUUACUCACUUUGUUAAUCUUGAAGUGGUUACAGCAGGUGAAAAGAGUAGAGCUUCUACUGCUGAAUUGAUUUCAACUUAUUGUGAUGCUGUCAUGAAGGAAGUUGAUAAGGUUGGUGAAGAAAACUUGGAUGCUCUCUUAGAAAAUGUGGUGAAAUUGUUUGGCUACUUGAAGGAUAAGGACAUGUUUAUGGCUUUCUACAGAGAACAUUUGAGUAAGAGAUUGUUGGUAACCAGUCGUUUGAACUUGGAUGCUGAAAGAUCAUUCAUUGGUAAACUCAAGAUGCGUAUGGGUAUGUCCUUCACACAAAAGUUGGAAGGUAUGAUCAAGGAUAAGAGCAUUUCUGAAAACUUGAGAAAUGAUUUCAAGACCUACACUUCCAACAAGUCUAUUGCUUUACCAUUUGAAUUUAACCCUGAAGUUUUGACUCUUGGUUGUUGGCCACAAAUGAAAACAGACAAGAUGACCAUUCCACAAGAAUUAGGUAUUUGUUUAGAUGCUUUCAAAAAGUUCUAUGAUUCUAUUACACAACAAAGAAAGUUGGAUUGGAUUCACUCUCUUGGUACAGCUAUUGUUACAGGACGUUUCGCAUCAGGUACAAAGGAAAUUUCAACAAACACUUAUCAAGCAUGUAUUUUGUUAUUGUUCAACAAUCAAGCUGAAAUGACAUUCCAAGAGAUUCAAAACUCUUUGAAUUUACCACCAACAGAAGUUAAGAGAAAUUUACUUGCAUUGUGUGCAACAAAGGCAGCAAACAUUUUGAACACAGAUGGAAAUAAGAAGGUAAUCAAUCCACCUGAUAAGUUUUCUGUCAAUGCUGAUUUUGAAAGCCCAUUGAGAAGAAUUAAGAUUCCAAACGUUGUUGUUCAAGUUACACAACAACAAAAGCAAGAAAUUAAUCAAAAGGCUCAAGAAGAAAGAAAGUAUGUCAUUGAUGCUGCUCUUGUCCGUAUCAUGAAGGCCAGAAAGGUACUCAAAUAUCAAGAACUCAUGACAGAAACUAUCAAACAAUUGAGUUCACACUUCCUUCCUGAUCCAAAGUUGAUCAAGAAGAGAGUUGAAGAUUUGAUUGCAAGAGAAUAUCUGGAACGUGAUGCCAAGGACAGCAGCACCAUUCAAUAUGUUGCUUAA
This is a messenger RNA of Naegleria fowleri, 2229 nucleotides long. RefSeq lists its product as uncharacterized. Gene Ontology annotation, molecular function: ubiquitin protein ligase binding. The record is from RefSeq and is a predicted model, not a curated record. Gene Ontology annotation, cellular component: cullin-RING ubiquitin ligase complex. The transcript has 3 exons. The coding region runs from base 1 to 2229 and encodes 742 amino acids. NCBI's taxonomy places the organism in Eukaryota, Heterolobosea, Eutetramitea, Acrasida, Naegleriidae. Gene Ontology annotation, biological process: protein ubiquitination; ubiquitin-dependent protein catabolic process.